Ylistrum balloti is the source of this 447-nucleotide messenger RNA. Its product is annotated as cyclic AMP-dependent transcription factor ATF-3-like. The coding region runs from base 1 to 447 and encodes 148 amino acids. Gene Ontology annotation, molecular function: RNA polymerase II cis-regulatory region sequence-specific DNA binding; DNA-binding transcription factor activity, RNA polymerase II-specific. Gene Ontology annotation, cellular component: nucleus. NCBI's taxonomy places the organism in Eukaryota, Metazoa, Mollusca, Bivalvia, Pectinida, Pectinidae. Gene Ontology annotation, biological process: regulation of transcription by RNA polymerase II. The record is from RefSeq and is a predicted model, not a curated record. The transcript has 3 exons.
AUGGAAGAGACAUCUUCAACGAUCUGUGAAGAUUACGACGGUACAAAAAUUCUCGAGGCAGCUUUUGUUGCUAUGAAAACUGGGAGUAUCACACCUAUUAUCAAACAAGAGCUGCGGUUUAUAAUUCAGUCAAGACGCUUGGCAGAAGGCAAAUCGGAACUGGAUGUCAGUUUUGUUCCUCCAGUAACUACAGAGCUUACUCCCGAAGAACGCAUUAAGAAAGAAAACAGACGAGAACAAAACAGAAAAGCAUCUAGAAAAUUCCGGAGAAAGCAGACCGUCUUAAUACAUAAUGUUAAAAAGAGAAUGCAAACAUUGUCAUCAGAAAACACACGACUGACUAGAGAGCUGACAACGCUUGCACAGGAGAAACACUCCUUACAAGAGAAGCUGCGGUCUCAUCUAGAUGUCUGUGGUUGUGUUAUUACUACGGCCGUGUUAGUGUGA